AUGAAUAUGCCACAGAAUCGUUUGUGGAUAAAAAAGGAACUGAGAGUCUUGGGGACCAUACAAUUAAUGACAAGCCUGAUUAUACAGAGCCUAGGAUACUUCUGGACAUACCUGUUCUUUUCUCAAACUAUUGUAUUUGGAUUUGGAAGUAAUUAUCCUCCUAUCAUAGGAAAUUCGGGAUACACACUUUGGGCCUCCUUGCUUUUUAGCCUAUCAGGAAGUUUAUCAAUAAUACUACAGAAGAGGCCUUCAAAUCAUACGCUGACCUGGACCCUGACGAUGAAUAUCCUAAGCAUCUUCGCAACACUAGUUGGUGUAUUUUUAACAACAAUCGAAAUGAUAGUGACUUCAAGUGUACAUUCUUCCCUGUGGCAAUAUAAAAGUGGCAGGGUGCUUACAGAAUAUCUGUUCCUGUUCAGCAUGUUGGAGUUGUUCGUGUCAUCCAUAGUAACUGAGUGGAUCUAUAGAGCAAGUCAAAUAGAAUAA
Molecule: messenger RNA, 486 nt
Organism: Mus pahari (shrew mouse)
Lineage: Eukaryota; Metazoa; Chordata; Mammalia; Rodentia; Muridae
Product: membrane-spanning 4-domains subfamily A member 12-like
Exons: 5
Coding region: 1-486 (161 amino acids)
Biological process (GO): cell surface receptor signaling pathway
Cellular component (GO): plasma membrane
Source: RefSeq, a predicted model, not a curated record